Messenger RNA from Paramecium pentaurelia, 1292 nucleotides. The record is from the annotation of a GenBank genome assembly. NCBI's taxonomy places the organism in Eukaryota, Ciliophora, Oligohymenophorea, Peniculida, Parameciidae.
AUGGGGUAUUUUAAGAAUAGGCCACCAUUUCAAAAGAGAGUAGCAAACUCAUCCCUAUUAAGUUAAUCUGAUGAAAUAUUGUUGGAUGAUCUAUUGUUCCUAAUUUCUUGUUUUGAAAACAACCAUUCAGAAUUUAUAACUAAAUCACCUUCAUAUUAUAUAGAAUAAUACUUUACAUUAACUAAUGAAUAGUAAUGUAUAAUUAAUAAUUGUUUAGGGAAUUUGCAAAUUCUUAUAUCAUUAGAAAUAAAGUGUUAUUAACAUGUCAUUUAAUGCUUCAUGAAUUUUAAUUGGGUAUUGAUUUUGCUGAUCAUUUCCUUAAUUAGAAAUUUAAUGCUUUAUUAAAUAGAAAAUCACCUGUUCUUGUUAAAACAACUUCAUAAAAAGAAGAAUGGCUAUCAGCUAAUAUUUAAUUAAGUUACUUUUAAUAUCUGUAAAAACUUGCAGUGAACAUCUAAGUUUUUCAUGCUUGUAAAGUGCAAUAAUAUCCAUUGUUUUAAGAAGGAUAAAAGUUCAUUGAUAUUUAAACUAAAUUACUUUGGUUAUUUAAGAUUAGUAAUUUGGUAUUUGUUUAAAUUAAAAAUUAUAGGUUAAUAGUGGAUUAGGUUAAAUGGAAAUCUUAAAAUAAGCAUUAUAAAUGGUUCCAGAAGAUAUGUUAUUAAAAGAGAUUGUCUUAGUAUAUUGGUCUGAUAUAAUAGUGUUCUACAAUUUCCUUAGUAAAGAAGUAUUUCAAAAUGAAUAACAAAUAGAUAUUACAAUUAUUAGAUUAUUAUAGACAUUUAGCCACACAUAUUUGUCUUUAAUUUUAUGAACUCUAUUUAUAAUUGUUUCAAAUUAGAAAUUCAAUAUCUGAUCUUUAUAAAUAUCGUAAACAUUUUGAUAGAGACAAUGUUAUUAAAUAACCAAAAUGGUUUGAUGUGAAUAAACCAGUUCAUAAAUAAAUAGAAGAAUUCAUGUUAAAAUAAAAAUUAAAUAUGGGCAAUCAUACAGAUAGAGCUGCAUUAAAACCAUAAAUAUCAAAUAGAGGAUCUAAAUCUCAAAUAGCUUUCGAUUCAAGAAUAGACUUAAGUAAAUUACCUAGAUAAAAUAAUACAAUAAAAACUCAUAGAGCAGGUAGAUAAGGAGAUAGUGAUGGUGAUGAUGAAGAUUUUGAAUAAUUAAAAUAAAUCCUGUAAAAUUAAAAUAUCUAAACUAAAUUAACAAUGAAAAAAUAAUAAUAAAAAUAAGAUUCUUAAGUUUCCUUUUAAAAAUAAUCUCAAGAAGAAGGAACAGAUCUACCAAAAGGAGAUUGA